This is a messenger RNA of Dryobates pubescens (Downy woodpecker), 2617 nucleotides long. RefSeq names its product mitochondrial rRNA methyltransferase 1 (gene MRM1). The record is from RefSeq and is a predicted model, not a curated record. Bases 73 to 1236 code for a protein of 387 amino acids. Gene Ontology annotation, cellular component: mitochondrion. Gene Ontology annotation, biological process: rRNA methylation. Gene Ontology annotation, molecular function: RNA methyltransferase activity; RNA binding. The transcript has 5 exons. Lineage: Eukaryota; Metazoa; Chordata; Aves; Piciformes; Picidae.
ACCGCCUCCCGUGGGCAGGCCGCCGGGGCCUGUGCGCUGCUCUCUCCACCUGGAAAGGCCUUUGCGGCACCAAUGGAACAAGCGCUGCAGGCCGGCGUGUGGCGGGCGGUGGGGUUGGCACCCAACUGCGGACGGUGGUGGUGGGGGAUUAGGUAUCUCUCCACGGGGUGGCAGCGGCCCUGGCCCUUCGCACCGCCAGCUGCAGGUGGGGAUGGUAGAGGUCGGCUUCCUCCGCCACCCCUCCCUGAUGUGGCUGACUCUCGCAUGGCCCGUGAGGAGCCGGCCCCGCGGAGCCGGCCCCCAGCGCGGCACAUGUCAUACGAGAGGGGGGCCAGGCAGGCAGCAGCGGCCAGCAGGGAGUUGAUCUCGCAGGAAGGUGGCGUCUCAAAGGCAAGAAAGAGGCUGGAGCAAAAGCCUGUCUUCAUCGAGAGGACUAGAGGCUCAGAGAUCUUAUUUGGAGUCGCACCGUGUUCCCUGGCACUCUCCCAGUCAAGAAGGGACCUAUUCAGGUUGUUCCUCAAGCAAGGCAGUGGCUCUCGGCGGCUUCUCAUGAGCGAGUUUGUUCUUCAGGCCAUGGCCCGGGGAGUGCCUGUACACCAUGUCACAGGGAGAGAGCUGAACGCGCUUUGCAGUGGUCAGGUCCACCAGGGAGUUUGUUUGGAAGCCACUCCUCUCCGUUUCAAGAGUUUGGAGGAAGCUGAACAGCCUGAUUUAGGGGAUGAAGAGAGCCCAAACCGACAGCUGAUUUGGCUGGUGUUAGAGCGCCUCCAGGACCCCAUGAACCUGGGGGCAGUCCUGCGCUCUGCAUACUUCCUGGGUGUGGACAGAGUGGUGACAAGCCAGAGGAACAGCUGCCCCUUGACUCCAACAGUGAGCAAAGCUAGCUCUGGAGCUGUGGAAGUCUUUGAUGUUUACAGCACAGAUGAUCUCCAGAGCUUUUUGAAGGCCAAAAGCGCAGAGGGCUGGGAAGUCGUGGGGACCGUCAAGAGUCCGGCGGAGGUGGAAAACGUUCCUGUCAUCAGCUGCUCAGAAUUUCGGUGGAACAAACCCAUUCUUGUGGUCAUAGGAAAUGAAGGGGAUGGACUUUCCCUGGAGACACAGCUCCUGUGCCACCGGAUGCUGGCCAUACCUCCUGGCAGAGUGCUGCACCCUGGCAUCGAGUCGCUGAACGUCUCUGUGGCUACAGGUAUUCUCCUGCACUCCAUCUGCAACCAGAAGCUUAGGCGUGGUGAUUAAAAUGGCUUUUAUUUGUCUGGGGAGGCUGCUGGGCAUUUUGUGGCUGCCUCUGUUGGUCUGUGGGCAUGGAAAUGCUCUUGCCAUGAUCUUCACCAUCACUGCAAGUUCCAGGGAGAGCUCCACUGACCUGAGCUGUGUCUUGAUUCCAUGAUCAUCUGGGUGGUAUCAUCUGGACCGUGAUGCUACCAGAGCCCUGCUGCCUUAAUGCUGAAGGCAGACACCUGCACAUAGUGGGCAACACCUCAGAGGAGCAGCUGCAAGGAGGGGAGGCAAGGCUGGGUUUUAAAAGCAGACAGCCAAAUCCUGCAGCUCUUGCACAAACACCUGGUGAUAGCUCAGUUUUGUGCUUGUUGUGUGGUGGGCUGCUCAUGCUGCAGAGAGGAUUUGGGCUGUGAGAGACUUCUCAGCUGGUGCUGCUGCUGCUGAGAGCAGCUGUGCCCCAAGCCCACCACCCCCUUAGCAGCCAAGGGGGUGCCAGUGAGAGCCAGGUAGGAUCUGGGACAACUCAGUGGCAGUGCCUUCAUGCUGAGGUGGUUUCUCUGUUCUGUCUUGCUGCUGGACUGGUUGAAAAAACCCCGUGCUGGGUUGUAUUUGGUUGUAACCUGGGUCUCUGCAGCCCUGCUGAGGGGUGAGUUGGAGAUGAUGGAAAUUAACUGUGGUGAGGAAGAACAGCUCCCAGUGAAAUAAAACCUCUGCAAAGAUUGGUUGUAGGUUCCAGUCACUCCUUUUUGUGUCACACAUGGAUCCAGCACGGGCGCAGUGGAACAGAGCACUUCCUGCGGCCGGGGAGUGAGGAGCCUCUUUCCAGGCUGAUCCUACUGGAUGCUGAGCUGCCUCGGCACCACCGUCCCCUCCCUGGCACGGAGGGGUUGGGUGAGGGAGGUUUCAUUUGCAAAUAUCCUGCUUGAAAACCAGGCUGGCUAAAUUACUGAGAACUAAAUGAAUGGUACCACUUAGGACCUUAAUUAUUUUAUUCAGCUGCUGUGGCCCUGUGCAUAGGAUUCCUCAUUAACACUUAAUGUACAGUGCCCUUUGGGGAGAAUUUCAAACAAUUCAGCUUAGCUCCCCCUUCCCUCUUUCCAAAUGAACAAGUAAAUCACUCAGAGUGACUAAUUAGGACUUCCCUUUGAGGUAAAUGGAGUCUAAACUGGUCUGAAUGUGGGGAUUUUUCAGGUGCAUCCCUGUGAGGGUGCUGUGGGUGGCUGUGGGGCUGGGGACACCUCAGGAGCCCGGGAUGGGGACAGGACAGGGAGCUCUGCUGGGGAGGGUGUCUGGUGUGUCCCUUCACCCUCUCCAGUGGAAAAGGACAAAUUCCUCUGAAGCUCUGUUGCCUGAUUCUCAAGGUUAGUUGGUCACUGAUCAGCAGUGAACUGGAGCAUUG